AUGGCUGACUUCAUUGUGCCGUCGACGAGCAAGCCUGAAAGCGAUGCUCAGGCCCGGCUGCGGGGGCCCAUUCACGCCAAGCGACAUGUCCGCAUCAUCUGCAUUGGUGCCGGCGCUUCUGGACUGUUGAUGGCCUACAAGCUACAGCGACAUUUCUCUAACUUCAGCCUGACGGUGUACGAGAAGAAUUUGGAGGUGUCUGGAACGUGGUUCGAGAACCGAUACCCGGGAUGUGCUUGUGAUGUGCCCUCGCACAACUACACAUGGUCCUUUGAGCCUAAACUCGACUGGUCUGCUGUGUACGCUAGCAGCCAGGAGAUCUACACGUACUUCAACGACUUUGCGCGCAAAUAUGCCCUCCACAAGUACAUCCAGACCGAGCACCAGGUCAUCGGCUCGGAAUGGAAUCAGCAAAAGGGCGGCUACAAUGUCAAGGUCCAUGACUUGAAGUCUAAUCGCGAGGUUGAUGAUCACUGCGAUAUUCUCAUCAACGCGUCUGGUAUCUUGAAUAACUGGCAAUGGCCCGCCAUCCCAGGUCUGAAAGAUUUCAAGGGCACUCUGCUCCACACCGCGAGCUGGGACGACAAGGUUGAUUUGACCAACCGACACGUGGGUCUGAUUGGAAACGGUUCCUCCGGUAUCCAAGUCCUCCCAAAGAUCCAGCCCAUUGUAUCAAAAUGCACUACCUUCAUCCGAGAGCCAACCUGGGUGUCACCCGUCCAAGGUCUCGAGCAGCAUGUUUUCUCUGACGCUGAGCGUCUUGACUUUGCUACUAAACCUGGUAACCUCCUCGAGUACCGCAAGGGCAUUGAGCGGGGUCUCAACGGCCAAUUCGGCAUCUUCCUGAAGAACACAAAACCAAACAAUGACACCGAAGCCUACUUCCGAGAGCAGAUGAAGGAGAAGCUUCACAAUGACUACCUAGAGGAGCGCUUGGUGCCCAACUGGCACGUAGGAUGCCGCCGAUUGACUCCUGGUGUCGGAUAUCUAGAGUCACUCGGAAAGGAGAAUGUGGAGGUCGUGUACGGUGAGAUUACCAAGAUCUCGGAGAAGGGCUGCGUGAGCGACAACGGCAACGAGUACCCUCUUGACGUGCUUAUCUGCGCCACUGGAUUCAACACUUCCUUCAAGCCUCGCUUCCCGGUCAUCAACCACAAGGGUGUCAACCUCCAGGACGUGUGGAAGGACGAGGCACAGUCAUACUUCGGUGUUGCUGCUGCUGACUUCCCCAACUACCUCAUAUUUUUGGGACCCAACUGCCCUAUCGGCAAUGGACCCGUCCUUUCCGCUAUUGAAUGCCAAGCGGACUACUUCCUGAAGCUCGUCGACCGUUUCCAAACCCACAAUAUCGCCCAAUUCGCCCCACGACAGGAUGCCGUCGAUGACUUUAUUAAGCACAAGAAUGACUUUAUGACCACGACCGUGUGGAAUGACCCGUGCCGGUCAUGGUACAAGCAGCGACCUGACGGCCCUAUUACCGCGCUAUGGCCCGGCUCAACACUUCAUUACAUCGAGGCGCUCAUGGAGCUACGUCUUGAUGACUGGGAGACCAAGUACAACGGCAACAGGUUCGCCUGGCUGGGCGACGGAUACAGCCAAACUGAACUUGACCCGACGGCCGACUGGGGCUACUAUAUCCGGGAUAACGAUGACGACGAACCUUUCAGCCGGGGACGCAAGCUGCAAAUCCUCAACAAGUCGGGCACGAUAGCAGCCAAUGUGGGUGUGAAUUUCGCUGGUGGUCUGGAUAGAGAAGAGGAGAGGCCCAUCCAGUCGAAGAUCUGAAAGGGACUGCAUAAGUGAUGACUUCAUGUUACGAUACUGUGGACGCGGUGGUCUUUGCUGUGGUUAUUUAGCGGUGCAUUUUCUUGGAUCUAUGUUUGCAGAUGACGCUACUUUAUAUGUAUAUAUGCAAAAUAUAAGGCGUCUAUAGACUUGUCUCAAUCUAUACUUUUUACUCCC
Mytilinidion resinicola is the source of this 1962-nucleotide messenger RNA. RefSeq names its product FAD/NAD(P)-binding domain-containing protein. The transcript has 4 exons. Lineage: Eukaryota; Fungi; Ascomycota; Dothideomycetes; Mytilinidiales; Mytilinidiaceae. Bases 1 to 1785 code for a protein of 594 amino acids. The record is from RefSeq and is a predicted model, not a curated record.